Molecule: messenger RNA, 1449 nt
Organism: Lycium ferocissimum
Lineage: Eukaryota; Viridiplantae; Streptophyta; Magnoliopsida; Solanales; Solanaceae
Exons: 4
Coding region: 1-1449 (482 amino acids)
Molecular function (GO): zinc ion binding
Source: RefSeq, a predicted model, not a curated record
AUGUUCAAAGUGAGAGAGUUUGUGGAUAAACAUACAUGUCCGUUGAAAGAUAAUGUGUAUUCUUGUAAUCAAGCAAGUAGCAGUUUUAUAGCAGGCAUUAUUAAACCAAAAAUAACAAAUUAUAAGAGGAAGUAUACACCAAAGGAUAUAGCAGAUGAUGUGAAAAAUGAAUUUGGUGUGGAUGUGAACUACAUGGAGGCAUAUCGUGCUAAAGAAAAGGCUAUGACUGAGUUGAGGGGAGAGCCAGCAGAUUCAUACAAGAAGUUACCUGCAUACGUAUAUAUUUUGGAUAAAACGUACCCAGGUUCUCAUAUAAGAAUGCACAAAUCGCCUGAAAACGAGUUCUUGUAUCUGUUCGUAGCACUGUAUGCGUUUAUAAAAGGAUUCGACUGGUGUCGACCCAUCGUGGUUGUAGACGGCAGCCACCUCAAGCAAGAAUACAAUGGUACAUCUGUUUCGGCAAGCACAUUGGAUGGUGCAAGGAAUAUAUUGCCUCUAGCAUAUGGCGUGAUAGAUUCAGAAAAUGAUAAGUCUUGGUCAUGGUUCUUUCAACGGUUCAGGGAAGCGUAUGGGGCAAGGGAUAACAUGUGUAUUGUAUCUGAUAGACAUGAAAGCAUCAUCAAGGCUGUAUGUAGAAUUUAUCCUAAUGUUCCGCAUUUAGCAUGCAUAUGGCAUCUUUGGAAGAAUGUAUACAAUAAAUAUAGGAAGAGUCAUGAAGUGUUGAGUGGGGUGUACUAUAAAUUGGCAAAAGCAUACACGCAGAAUGACUUUGAUAUGCUAAUGGAAAAGGUUGAGAAGGAGGAUAUUCGUGUGAAGGAGUACUUGGAGUUAGCUGGAAGAGAAAAGUGGGCUAGGCUCUAUUGUCCAGUUAAUCGAGCAUGGACAUUGACAUCAAAUAUUGCUGAGUCCAUCAAUUCGGCACUUGUAUCUGCUAGAGAAUUGCCAAUUUAUGAUUUUUUGGAAGAAGUUAGGUUGAUGUAUGGACGGUGGAAUUUCACCAACCGACAGAAUGGUUCUUACACAUUCACAACACUUGGGAAAAAAUUUCAAGAGUUCCUAUCCAUCAAUGAGCAUAAAUCUACGCGCAUGAGGGUAAUUCCAUCAACCGAAUACUUGCACACGGUUAUUGAUGAAGGGAAGCGUUUUAUUGUUUGUAUUGAAAAUAAAACUUGCAGUUGCAAAAUGUUCCAAAUGAAUGAGAUACCCUGCCCCCAUGCUUGGGCUCUUAAGAAAAAAAAUCUCACUGCCGACAACUUCUGCUCAAAUUUGUACAAACCAGAAACUGUGAUGAAGACUUAUGAUGUACUAACUUAUUCUUUACCGGAUGAGAGUGAGUGGAAUGUGCCUGUACACGUUUCAGAAGAAGUGGUUUUACCACCGAGUGGAGUAAAAAGCACUGUAUAUGGCAGUGCAGGAUUUCUGAAUACAUCAGCUACUGGUUCCCAGUAA